AUGGGUAGACGAAAGAUUGAAAUCCAGCCGAUCCGGGAGGAGAGGAACCGGACCGUGACGUUCAUCAAACGUAAGGCAGGUCUGUUCAAGAAGGCGCAUGAGCUGGCGGUGUUGUGCCAGGUGGACGUGGCGGUCCUGAUUUUGGGUUCGAACAACACUUUUUAUGAGUUUUCGUCCGUGGACAUGCAGAAUAUGAUCGAGUACUACCAGAGGGAUGAUCUGGCGCACGACGUGAAGGGACCGUCGGAUUUUGGAGCGUACCAGAGGAAGUCGCACAUAACGCUCAACAAACAUGCCGGGCGGAAGUCGCGGAAGGGCUACUAUGGCGCUGGGAGCAGCGGACAGCAGCGACAGGGGAUGGCCGAGCAGCAGGAGGACGAGAACGGCGAGGAAGAGGCGGAAGACGAGGAGGAGGAGGACGCAGAGGACAGUGACAGGCGGGAGGAUCGGCGUGCGGGCUCGAGAGAGCCCAGCGUGACGGCGGGCGCGAGGCUUACGCGGAGUGCUCUCAAAAGAGAGCAGCAGCAGCAGCAAUCGGAGGCCAAGAAACAGAAGAUAGACGCCCAGCUGCCGAAAUUCAAUCCUUUGCAGCAGAUGGUGCAGAGACAGUUCCAAAAUCUGUAUAAGGCAGCGUCGAAUCCGCCGAGCCAGGCGGGCUCCUCGAUGCUUGGAAACUCACCAGCGGUACCGGAGAGCGCAGCUCGUGCCGAGAUCAGCUAUAGUAGCGGGUCGCUUGAUACCUCAACCAAAGUGCCGGAAGCGGCGGGGGUUACAGCGUUGCAGAACGCGGUGCCGGUGGGUAGCACGCCGUCGAGCCGGAUAAACUCGCAAGUUGACAGCAAGAGAAGGCCUGUUCUUAGAGUCCAGAUCCCGAGUAGCAACACAUCGUACAAUCCGGCGAUUCAGAGCGCAUCUUCGUCUAGUUCGUCUGUUGGAGCGACUAACGCAAACGCAAGCGUGGCUGGUCUCGUCUCCAGGAAUUCAAGCGCUGUAAGGUACGAUUUGCCAGCGAACCAACAGACCCCAAAGAGGCAGACGCCGCCUGCUGGCGCUAUCCAGGGAAGCGACAUUGGCGCAAAAUAUCUGAUGCCGGACAAGAACGAUCCGAAUAGACUAAGUGCGAAGCCGCCGAGCGGCAACUCCUUCGGACUGCCGCCGAUGUUCUCGGCAUCGCCGGCAUACCCCCCAUAUCUCGCCACGCCAUUGCAGGCUUCCGGCAUUGGCGGCCACUCAGCAAAUAUCCAUGGCCCGCCAUAUCCCAUGUUGAAACAAUUACAGAUGUCCCAACAAUACGUGCAACAGCACCAUCAACACCAAGGCCAGGCAAACUUGCCGGCGCAAACACCACGCAAUCCCGUACGAGCAUCUACACCCCCACCCGGCGACCAUUCAGCCGGACCUUUAACGGGCUCGUUGCCAUCGAAAUUCGCUCAUGAUCUGAUGGUGCCAUCGCCCAACACUACAAUGUCAAUGUUCCAAGACUGGACCAUUGGUCCUGGUACAGCCAAGGCCCCUCCAAGCAUACCAAGUAAUCCGGUCCCCGGAAGCGAGAUCCCAGCAUCUACUUACAACAACGGAAGUACUGGUUUGACUCCAUAUAUGAUGGUAAAUCAGACUCCACUGGUCAACCGGUUCUUCAGUUUCUCAAGUGAUGCAACAGAUGAUAAAAAUCAUGGAAAUACAGAUGUUCUCAGCAACAGCAAAGGUCCUUGA
Torulaspora globosa is the source of this 1713-nucleotide messenger RNA. It is a transcript of the gene RLM1, whose product is annotated as Rlm1p. The coding region runs from base 1 to 1713 and encodes 570 amino acids. Gene Ontology annotation, biological process: positive regulation of transcription by RNA polymerase II. The record is from RefSeq and is a predicted model, not a curated record. The transcript has a single exon. Gene Ontology annotation, molecular function: RNA polymerase II cis-regulatory region sequence-specific DNA binding; DNA-binding transcription factor activity, RNA polymerase II-specific; protein dimerization activity. Lineage: Eukaryota; Fungi; Ascomycota; Saccharomycetes; Saccharomycetales; Saccharomycetaceae.